Molecule: messenger RNA, 3747 nt
Organism: Oldenlandia corymbosa var. corymbosa
Lineage: Eukaryota; Viridiplantae; Streptophyta; Magnoliopsida; Gentianales; Rubiaceae
Source: the annotation of a GenBank genome assembly
AUGGAGAAGCAGUCGGUGUUUCUAAGGCCACUGAGGGUGGCAAAGCGAAUGCAGAGAGGGGAAACCAUCUCGGAGGAAGUUGAGUUUAUCGAAAUAUUUGGAAACACUGAAGAAGUGGAUGGCAGUGAUAUUGAAUUAGGGUAUAUUCGAGUCGAACCGAGCUUGAGUAGUGGGUUUUUAUCUGGUGUCCUCGCUCUCUCUCCUCUCGUCGCAUCUUCUCCUUCCGAUACUCAUCUUCAUAUCAUACAGGAGGUUUACACUAUGGCGACUGCUGAGGCAGCGCCAACAUCUUUGGGUCCUCGGUAUGCUCCUGACGAUCCGACUCUGCCACAACCUUGGAAAGGAUUGAUUGAUGGUAGCACUGGUGUUUUAUACUAUUGGAAUCCGGAAACAAAUGUUACUCAAUAUGAAAAGCCUGCUGCUGCAGCACCUCCAUUGCCGUCUGGUCCUCCUCCCUCCGCUUCUACAUCCACGAUGGCCCCUGUCCAAGUUGCUGAUGUUCAAGGCCAUCAUAUGCAAAAUCAACAGCAAACAAGUCCUCUUUUGCACCAACAAGUAAACACAAAUUCUUCUCAGUCCGCUCAACAGCAUAAUUACCUGGUGCACCCUAGUGGGCACAACCAACAGGGUUCACCGCAAGUGGGAUCAACUUUGCAACAAGUUCAGCUAACAGCACAACCCCUAAGACCUCAAAGUAUGCAAUUUUUUGGUCAACAACCCUCUUUUACGCAAUUGGGGCAAGUACAGGGGCAGCAGGCUGGACAACAAGUUUCACAACAGCCAAUCCACUCGAUGGGCCAUACAGGUCAAAUCUAUCAGGGUGGGAAUCCGCAGAGUUAUAAUCGAUUUCCUCACCAGCAACAAGCUCAGUACAUGCCACCUUAUCAACAGCAUCUAAUCGCGUCGCAGAGUCAUCCCCAAGCCUUGCAAGGGCAGCAGUUCCCCGGUCAGCAAGAUAACAAGUCAGGAUUUGUUCCCUCAGAGGAUACUGAUCAAGUUGGACAUUCACCUGUACGUGUUCAGAAAAAUGGUUCAUCGUCAUCUAUUCAAAAUGUUCCAGCAGGAACAAGUUCUCUACAGGCACCUCAUAUGAAUGUUCCGCCUAGUCAGUAUGUCAGUUCCUCGAUGAACAUGCAGCAGUCUGCAUCUCCUCUAGCUUUUCCGCAGAGUGGGUCCCAAGGUGCUCCUAGGUUCCAGAAUCAUGUGAGCCCUGUUAUUAAAGGUGGUGGUCAACAACAGCCAAAUGUGCCUCCUUAUGGCCCAAAGCCAGGUCUUGAUGACGGACAACCUUCUGGACGAGGUGGAAAUGAUUUUUUUUACAAUCGUAACCAGGACAGCAGCCAAGGGAUGGUCCCUCAACAGCAGCCGAAGCUUGCAGCAAUUCCCAUGGCAAGAAAUAAUCAGCAAGAGAUGAGGAGGGGUGAUGUCCACCUUCAAAAUGUCAGGCCCAAUUUUUCCGGGGGUGGGAAUGGUAUGACUGGUCCGCCUCCUACGCAUGACGUAUAUGGUCGUCCUACUGGCGUGCCGUCGUUUCCCAACAAUUCUUUCAUGAGGCCUCCUGCAGGCAUCACGGGGCCUGCUGACACUGGUGUCAUGCCGCUUUCGCCUGCAGACCUUUAUUGCCAGACACAUGAAGUAACUGCGACGGGUGACAAUGUUCCUGCUCCUUUCAUCACAUUUGAGUCCACGGGGUUUCCGCCAGAGAUACUGAGGGAGAUGCAUUUUGCUGGUUUCUCGUCACCAACACCGAUCCAGGCGCAAACUUGGCCGAUUGCCUUGCAGGGUAGGGACAUAGUUGCCAUUGCGAAGACUGGUUCUGGGAAAACACUGGGAUACCUAAUACCGGCAUUUAUGCAUCUUAGAAGACUCCAGAAUAAUCCACUGUACGGCCCGUCUGUGUUGGUUUUGGCCCCAACACGGGAACUUGCCACACAAAUACAGGAUGAAGCCAUCAAGUUUGGCCGAUCUUCUAGAGUGACUUGCACAUGUUUGUAUGGGGGUGCUUCGAAAGGUGCUCAGUUAAAGGAACUCGAGAGGGGAGCUGAUAUUGUGGUGGCCACUCCUGGUCGUCUUAAUGACAUUCUUGAGAGCAAGAAGAUUGAUUUUAGGCAGAUCUCGCUUCUCGUGCUUGAUGAAGCCGAUCGAAUGCUUGACAUGGGAUUCGAGCCUCAAAUUCGGAAGAUUGUCGAUGAAAUACCGCCACGGCGACAGACACUUAUGUACACUGCAACUUGGCCUAAAGAAGUAAGAAAAAUAGCAGCCGAUCUUCUUGUCAAUCCAGUUCAGGUGAACAUUGGGAGUGUUGAUGAGCUUGCUGCCAAUAAGUCAAUCACUCAGUACGUUGAAGUUGUCCAUCCAAUGGAGAAGCAAAGGCGCUUGGAGCAGAUUCUGAGAUCCGAAGAGCGAGGUUCCAAGAUUAUAGUUUUCUGCUCAACGAAGAAGUUGUGUGACCAGCUCGCACGAAGUAUUGGGCGUAACUUUGGUGCUGCCGCAAUUCAUGGAGACAAAAAUCAGAGUGAGAGGGAUUAUGUUUUGAAUCAAUUUCGCUCUGGAAAGACGCCCAUUUUAGUAGCCACUGAUGUGGCAGCUCGUGGUCUUGAUAUACGAGACAUAAGGGUGGUUAUCAAUUACGAUUUUCCGACUGGCAUUGAAGAUUAUGUCCACCGUAUUGGAAGAACUGGAAGAGCAGGGGCGACAGGAGUGGCAUAUACCUUCUUUUCUGAACAGGACUGGAAAUAUGCUGCUGAUCUCGUAAAAGUAUUGGAGGGGGCAAAUCAGGUUGUGCCUCCCCAGGUUAGAGAUAUGGCUUUACGUGGUGCCUCUAACUUUGGCAGAGAUAGAGCCGGUGGCAUGAAUCGCUUUGAUUCCGCCGGCAGCGGAGGACGCUGGGAACCUGCUGGCGGUCGUGGUGGUGGGAUGAGAGAGAAUGGGUUUGGUGGACGAGGUGGUGGAAUGAGGGAUGGUGGUGGCUUUGGUGCACGUGGAGGGGGGAGAGAGGGUGGGUUCCCAGGGCGAGGUGGCAUGAGGGAUGGAGGUUUUGGUGUUGGCCGUGGCGGAAGCUUUGGUGGCGGCCGUGGUGGGAUGAGGGAUAGCGGCGAUUAUGGUGUCCGUGGGGGAAGAGAUGGUGGCUUUGGUGGCCGUAGUGGUGGCUGGGACAGGAAUGAGCACUUCAAUCAAAUUGAUGGUAGAGGAGGGCGUGGGGGCAGAGGAGGGCGAGGUUGGGGGGGUCGGUUUGAUAAUAAUAGAAGAGAUGUCGGAGAUAGGAGUGGAGGAAGAAGCUACAGCCGUAGCCCAGAGAAGGUAAGAACUUGGGGUAGCAGGAGCAGGAGCCGGAGCCUUAGUAGUAGAAGUUACAGUCGGAGUCGCAGUAGGAGUAGAAGCUGGUCCAGAAGUUAUAGCCCAAGGCGGCGUAGCCGUAGCCGUAGCCGUAGCCGUAGCCGAAGUCGAAGCAGAAGCAGAAGCAGAAGCAGAAGCACAAGUUAUGAAAGGUAUCGGAGUAGGCGUCCACCUCGCCAAUCUAAGUUUGAUCAAAUGGAACCAAAUGUACCAAAUGCAGCAGAUGUUGUGCCUCCAUCAGGUAUGCCUCCUAUCUCGUCAGCUACUACACAACAAGGGAAUGGAUUUUCUGGAGUUUUGCCGGCAGUUGUUGGACAGGCACCACUGUUAAGUUCAAGCACUCAUGAUGGCGGGGGUUCUGCCCGGGUCUAUGGAGGAUCUGAUCCUAGCAAUUUUGGCAGUGAACCGUAA